AUGGAGGGGGAAAGGAGGGUGGGGGGUUGUAAAUGUGGUUUGUAUAAAGAGGAGAAACCUGCAGACUCUAAUCAUCUAGAUCUCUGCCAGUCCACCACCAUGUACCUGUACCUCCUCAUCCUCCUCCAACUCCUUUCCUCUACUGGAGCCUCUGAGAGUGGCAUUGUGGGUGGUAAGAUAGCUAAGCCCCACUCUAGGCCCUAUAUGGUCUCUCUGCAACACAGAGGACACCAUGUUUGUGGAGGAAUGCUCAUCCGGGAGGACUUUGUCCUGACUUCAGCACACUGCUUGAAAGGUACUUAUCCUUUAACGGUGGUCCUUGGAGCUCACAACCUAACCAAAGAAGAGAAGAAGAGUCGGCAAGAGAGGAAAGUGUCACAUUACCAUCGGCAUCCCUUACAUGAGAAUAUAACUCAGUUAAGUUACGACAUCAUGCUACUGAAGUUACAUACCAAUGCAUUUCUGAACGAGUAUGUGAAGGUCAUUGGACUACCCGAUAAAGUUAAACAUAUCCCAGCCAGAACCAAGUGCUCUGUCUCUGGCUGGGGCAAGACUAAACCAGAUAAAACAUCUGGUGCUGCAGAUGUUUUGAUGGAAGUUGAAGUCACGAUGCAGUUCAACUUUGAAUGCGUAAAUAAGUGGAAAGAUGACUUUAUAAGUAGCCAAAUGAUAUGCACUGAUGAUGGACAGAAAGGCUUUUGUCAGGGAGAUUCAGGUGGACCUGUUAUUUGCAAGAACAAGAACGUGGCACAGGGUAUUGUUGCUUCUUUUCGUAAUCCACUGAAAUGUGAUGAUCGUAAAUUCCCCCGUGUGUACAUAAACAUUUCCUUCUUUAAGUCCUGGAUUGAAGAGGUGAUUAAUGGAUAGCUUUAAAAAAAUAUAUAUAUAUUAAAAAAAAAUAAUGCAUGCAUAAAUAGAUAUCAUAAAUGCAUAACAUGUUGUGUACGAAUAUACAGGUAACUGUCAAAAUAGUGGAAACACGAGUAAAUGAGGGAUACAAAUGAUUUUGAAACAUACGCUUCCACACAGGUGUGGUUCCUGAGUUGAUUAAGCAAUUAGCAUCAUGAUUAAGGUCAUAAAUAGAAAAAUGCUGGGCAGGCCAUUAUUUCGGCUACCAUGGCUAAUCCUACAUAGAAUGACAAUGCCGCCAUCCACAGGGCACGAGUGGUCACUGAAUGGUUUGAUGAGAUAUGAAAAACGAUGUAAACCAUAUGUCAUGGCCGUCUCAGACACCAGAUCUCAACCCAAUUUAACACUUUACGGGAGAUUGUGGAGCGGCGCUUGAGACAAUUGUUUUCCACCACCAUCAACAAAACACCAAACGUUGGAAUAUCUCAUGGAAGAAUGGUGUCACAUCCCUCCAAUAGAGUUCCAGACACUUGUAGAAUCUAUACCAAGGUUCAUUGAAGUUGUUCUGGCCCGUGGUGCCCAACGCCCUAUUAAGACACUUUAUGUUGGUAAUUACCUGUACAUGUCUGCUUAAUAAGGCACAUUGCAUAUUGUAUAUAUUUUUUUUCUUUCAGUUUUGAUUGGUGUAGCUGUACGGUAAUGGCAUGUACCACAUUCUCAGUUUUUUUUUUUAUCAAUUACUGCUUUUACUACUAUGAAAUGUAACGUUUUCUAAAGCCAAAUCUUUGUCACACAUUGGUUAAUAUUUUACAUGUUGAACCGAUAUAAUAUUUGUAAAAAUACAUUCAUGUACUUUAGAAUAAUAUUAUUAGAAAAUAUUUGUAUUUGUUAACUCGUGAUUUUAAAAUAUUGUCAAUGCUUAGUCAUUGUGUGCAUCCAUCCUUUCAUUUACCCCUAUACAAUUAUGAAUUAAAUGUCACAAACAUCCAGAUCAUUUCCCAAAGCAUACCACUUAUUUAGUCUGGGAAAAUGUAACAGAAUGCAGGGUCUCUUGCAGAAAUUGUUUAGUCUACUAAUCCAUAAAAUUAAGCGUGAAAAGAUUUAUCUUCUGAAGUGAUGUGAUCUGACAAUAAGGUAGGACAGCUGUACCAAUAAAUUCAAAAUCCAGGGGGUGGACUUCAUUAGACUGUAAAUCCAGAGGUAGACUUCAUUAGACUGUAUUUCCAGGGGUAUACAUCAUUAGACUGUAAAUCCAGGGGUAUACUUCAUUAGAUUUUAAAUCCAGAGGUAGACUUCAUUAGACUGUAUUUCCAGGGGUAUACAUCAUUAGACUGUAAAUCCAGGGGUAGACUGCGUCCAGCAGUUUGAGACGGUGGGUGCGUCAUUAGACUGUAAAUCCAGGGUAAUAAAGUGCUUCAAUAUACUGUAAAUCCAGGGGUAUACUGUAGACUUCAUUAUACAGUAAAUCCAGUGGUGUACUGUAGACUUCAUUAGAUUGUAAAUCCAGAUGUAUACAUAAUUAUACUGUACAUCCAGGGGUAUACUUCAUAAGCAUGUUAACACGGGGGUAUACUUCAUAAGCAUGUUAACACGGGGGUAUACUUCAUUAUGCUGUAAAUCCAGGGGUAUACUUCAUUAUGCUGUAAAUCCAGGGGUAGACUUCAUUAUGCUGUAAAUCCAGGGGAUACUUCAUUAUGCUGUAAAUCCAGGGGAUACUUCAUUAUGCUGUAAAUCCAGGGGUAGACUUCAUUAUGCUGUAAAUCCAGGGGUAGACUUCAUUAUGCUGUCAAUCCAGGGGUAGACUUCAUUAUGCUGUAAAUCCAGGGGAUACUUCAUUAUUCUGUAAAUUCAGGGGUAGACUUCAUUAUGCUGUAAAUCCAGGGGUAGACUUCAUUAUGCUGUAAAUCCAGGGGUAGACUUCAUUAUGCUGUAAAUCCAGGGGAUACUUCAUUAUGCUGUAAAUCCAGGGGUAUACUUCAUUAUGCUGUAAAUCCAGGGGUAGACUUCAUUAUGCUGUAAAUCCAGGGGUAGACUUCAUUAUGCUGUAAAUCCAGGGGAUACUUCAUUAUUCUGUAAAUUCAGGGGUAGACUUCAUUAUGCUGUAAAUCCAGGGGUAGACUUCAUUAUUCUGUAAAUUCAGGGGUAGACUUCAUUAUGCUGUAAAUCCAGGGGUAGACUUCAUUAUGCUGUAAAUCCAGGGGUAUACUUCAUUAUGCUGUUACAAUAUUUGUCCAUUAUUCUUAAAAACAUUCUUCAAACUCUGUCAAGUUGAUUGGUGAUCAUUGAAAGACAGCCAUUCGCAAGUCUUGCAAUAGAUUUUCAAGCUGAUUUAAGAAAAAACGUUAACUCUGUCUUCUUGUUCAGCAACUCCCGUAUAGAUUUGGAAUUGUGUUUUAGGUUAUUGUUCAGGUGAAAGGUGAAUUCAUCUCCCAGUGUGUUGGAAAGCAGACUGAACCAGGUUUUCCUCUUGGAUUUUGUGUGUGCUGAACUUAUUUAGGCUUGCCUUAACAAAGGGGUUGAAUACUCAUUGAUUCAAGACAUAUCAGCUUCACUAUUUUAUUCAUUACUAAAAUGUUCAACAAACAAAAUUCCACUUUGACAUCAUGGGGUAUUGUGUGUAGGCCAGUGACACAAAAUUCAAUCUAUUUAAAAUGCAGACUGAAAUACAGCAAAAUGACCAUAGAUGACAGUAUGGACUUUUGACCCUGUGUGUGUGUGUAAGAUUGUGUGGCGUGUCCUCUUCUGUUCCACUGAAACCUGUCAUAUAUGUCUAGCUCUCACCUAGUUAUUGAGAAACCACCAACCACCUCUGUGCUUUUCCUGUUGUUGUUCUGUGAACCAACACCGUCUCAGAAAUAGACAGGAUGUAACGCCCUGGCCAUAGAGAGGGGUUUUUAGUUCUCUAUUUUGGUUAGGCCAUGGGUGGGCGUUCUAUGUUUAUUUUUCUAUGUUGGUUUGUUUCUUUGGUUGGCCGUGUGUGGCUCUCAAUCAGGAACAGCUGUAGUUCAUUGUUGCUGAUUGGGAGUCAUACAUAGGCAGCCUGUUUUUCCUUUGGGGUUUGUGGGUGAUUGUUUUCUGUUUAGUGUGUAACCGGACAGAACUGUUGCUGGUCGUUUUUGUUUAUUUUGUAGUGUUCAUGCGAUUCAUUAAAUCCUUUAUGAUGAACACA
This is a messenger RNA of Salmo salar (Atlantic salmon), 4018 nucleotides long. RefSeq names its product granzyme-like protein 1. The record is from RefSeq and is a predicted model, not a curated record. Lineage: Eukaryota; Metazoa; Chordata; Actinopteri; Salmoniformes; Salmonidae. Gene Ontology annotation, molecular function: serine-type endopeptidase activity. Gene Ontology annotation, biological process: proteolysis.